Molecule: messenger RNA, 2928 nt
Organism: Grus americana (Whooping crane)
Lineage: Eukaryota; Metazoa; Chordata; Aves; Gruiformes; Gruidae
Gene: TAF1C
Product: TATA-box binding protein associated factor, RNA polymerase I subunit C
Exons: 14
Coding region: 118-2928 (936 amino acids)
Biological process (GO): transcription by RNA polymerase I
Cellular component (GO): fibrillar center
Molecular function (GO): RNA polymerase I core promoter sequence-specific DNA binding; protein binding
Source: RefSeq, a predicted model, not a curated record
ACGGUGCCGUCCCCGCGUGGGUUCUGACCGGCGACCGCUCCCGGAGCCCGGGGUCGCCCCGGCCCCGCCCCCUGCGCUCCCACUCCCCCCCCCCCCCGGUUCCGGCCGCCCGCGGCCAUGGAGUUCCCGGCCGCUCUCUUCCCCUCCUACUUCGGCACCGGCCCGCCCCGGGAGGAGGGGGCCCCCGCUCCGGCCGCCGGCUGGGGCGAGCACGGGCAGGUGCUGGGGGCCGGUCCCGGCCGCCGCCAGGCCGAGACGACGUUCGUGCCCCGCCGCGGCGGGACAGGCGAGAGCUGGGAACCCACCAACGCUGCCGCCGUGCCCGUCCUGCCUCCCAACGCGAGCUCCUGGGUCCCAUCCCUCGCACCUCAGGACAUCCUCUACCGCGGCAUCCUGCGCAGGAAGCUCCGGGCAGGCAAGUCUGGAGCCGCCCUGGACUUCACCAGACAGCUGGGCCACUUCUUUGUGGAUCACCCGGAAGAUGCGUUUGGUUCGCUGGGGCAGCUGCUGCACAAGAACUUCUACUUGGGCAACUCCAAGCUGAGGAGACAGGCCCGGGACAGCACCAUCCGGAUGACGGCCCUGAUGGAGGAAAUUGACCGUCUGGAGGCCAGGCGCGGCUGCCCCCGGCAGUACCUCACCUCCCGCCUGCGCUGGUUCUCCCACCUCUGCCGUGACUGGCUCUUCGAGGUGCCACUGGGGCUGCUGGCGGACUGUGUACACGAGGAGCUGCUGCUGCAGUGGGCCAGCCUGCUCUUCGAUGACAGCCCCACCGGGGGUGCGCUGGCCUGGUUGCCCCCCGAAGACGUGGGGGCACGCACAGGCCGCCUGGUGUACCCCGGAGGGCAGGCCAUGAACCACCUCUAUUUCCAGGAUGUGGUGCUGGAGGAGCUGCCCCGCGCCCGGGGCUCCCCGGCACAGUUUGAGCUCAACGGGCGCAUCCGGCAAGUGGCUGCUGCCCGGGCGGAUGGAGAAGAUUUUGUCGGCAUACGCUCGGACUAUCACUGCGGCGUUUGGAGGGUGCCAGGCAGGACGGGGGCAGCCCCCACCCCGCUGCAGGUCAUCCGCACCAGUGUGCCUGCCUCCUGCCUCACCGUCAGCCCUCACCUCCCCGGGGAGCUGGCUGUCUGCACCCAGAGCGGAACUGUCUACCUCUGGAGCGUCGAGACGGGGCUGCAGCGACUCCGCCACGACCCCCAGACUAUGUUUUUUCGGGAUCAUUCGCCCUGGCGCUGGAGCGAUUUCACUGCCCACCCACGGGUGCUGAGCUGUGCUGACCGCACUGGCCUGCAGUGCCUGGAUGCCCGGGCCCCCGAGAGAUGCCACUUCGACUUGUUCAAGGUGGGUGAGGAAGCCAGCUGCCAGCAGGGUGAGCGCGUGGUGCUGCCCAUGUACCUGGGCAAGGCUCACCCCUCCCAGCACCUUGUCACCACCCAGUUCUCUGUGUAUGUGCUGGAUGAGCGGUUGCCACUGGUGCCUGUGCUGAAGUGGGCACACAUGAUGAAAGCCCCCCCUCUCUUUGCCCACCUGACGCCGGGGGGCCCCGGGAGGAGCCACAAGGUGCUGCUUGGGGCAUCCCGCACCCAGGAGCUGCUGCUGCUGCAAUACCGGGGGGGCAGCCAGUCAGCCUGCCAGCUGGUGGGGCCUCCACAGAAGCUGCACAACAUCGCUGGCUGCCUGCAGCACCUGCCCACCCAGCUCCCGCACCGCCACCGCCUGCUCCAGCAGCGCCUCGGUGCCCCAGCUGCCGGGCUGGCUGCCGCGCUGCACGAGGACGGGCCACGGGAGUCCCUGCUGGUUUUCCAGCUCUCCGAGGCUGGGGAUGUCUUCUGCCAGAGGCUGACCCAUGAGGCAGCCCAGCCCCCUCCUCCCACCGUGGGGGACGAGGCUGUGGCAGCCCCUGGCUCUUCCCCUCUCUUCGAGGCUCCAGCCAGCAGCCCACCGGGCUCGGGCAGCGAGGAAGUAGAAGAGGAGGAGGAAGAGCAAACCUUCUAUUUGUCCAACCUGGAGGUGAUUAUCAAUGAGGAAGAGGAGGAGGAGGAGGAGGAGGAUGCAGGCAUGACAGUGGCUCCAGAGGAAGCCAAACUACCCCAGGAGCCUCGUGCCAGCCCCCAGCCCACCCUGGCAGUGCCCAGCCCAGCCGCAGCUCUGCGGUACCGCCGCUGGCUGAAAGCUCUUCCCAAAGUCUGCAGGGAGCGCCCCCGGCACGCCUGGCCCCCCACCCUUAGCCAGAAGCGCCUCUUCACCCGCAAAGAACUGGAGCCACCGGCGGUCCCCAGCACUCUGCACAGGCAGGCACGCCAGCGGCUGCGCCAGGCUAUGCGGGAAGGGGGCUGCAUCCAGCACUGGGACCCCCCAGCCUCACAACCCCCCGCCCUACCACAGCCACCGGAAUCGCCGGGGGGUCCGGACCCUCUGAGCGCCCGUCUGACGGCAUCCUGGUCCGGGGACUGGGGUCAGUGGUGGGAGGAGAGGAUGAGCUUCAACGUGGCACAGAGGCAGCGGGCGCUGCGGGAGCGGCGUCGGCGGCAGAAGCGAGCCCGUGGCCGACGCAGCCUUUCGGCCAGUUUCACCUCCUCCCUCACUUACCAGUCCGAGCUGUCGGAGCUGAGCGACGCGGCCCCCCCGCCGCUCUCCCCGGGCCCCCCCUCCGUGCUCCCCCGGGAGGGCUCCCCGCUGGGCGGCAGUCCCCCGGCAUCGCCGCUGCCCGACGAAGCCCUGCUCUCCUCCCAGAGCCUGCGCUGCCGCGGCAUCCCCAAGGAGCGGCGUAAGACGCUGCGGGACUACCUGGCGGUGUGGGCCGAGGGCCCCCCCGAGUCCCCGGAGCCCCCGGGCAGCCAGGCCAGCCAGCUCUGCAUCCCCUCCUCCCAGAGCCAGCUCUCCUCCGCCUCACAGCCCCGCCGCAAGCGCCCACGCAUGGGCUUCUGA